Thyridium curvatum is the source of this 210-nucleotide messenger RNA. RefSeq lists its product as uncharacterized. Lineage: Eukaryota; Fungi; Ascomycota; Sordariomycetes; Thyridiales; Thyridiaceae. Bases 1 to 210 code for a protein of 69 amino acids. The record is from RefSeq and is a predicted model, not a curated record. The transcript is spliced from 2 exons.
AUGGAUUUCAACAAGAAUCAGGCCAAGACUCAGCAACAGCCCGAGGGUGACAAGGGUCUCGUGGACAGCAUCAAGUCCAAGUUCCAGGCUCACUCGGCUCAGCCGGGUCCAGCCGUGCCCAAGGACUUCAACGUCGCCGAGGAGGGCACCAAGGAGGAGCGCAAGGCAAAGGCGGAAGAGCUCAACAAGGAGGCUCACAUCAUGAAAUGA